This is a messenger RNA of Striga asiatica, 992 nucleotides long. NCBI's taxonomy places the organism in Eukaryota, Viridiplantae, Streptophyta, Magnoliopsida, Lamiales, Orobanchaceae. The record is from the annotation of a GenBank genome assembly.
AUUUUGGCCAUCAAGGCUCCAGGCUCCAGCGCUUAUUUUAUCUAAAAGUCUACCCAAUCAAUUGCCGAAAAUUCCAACUGAGCUGCUACUCAACUGCUCUACACUGCUCUAUCCCUAAUUUACACAAAAUUCCAAUUGCCCAGUCUCCAAAUCUACGCACGAUGAUAUCUGCGCUUCUUCCGCUCCUGCUAAUAUGCGCAGCGGCGCACGGUGUGUUCAUGUACGCUAUGCCCAACCCCGACGCCGCAUACCCUCCGCCCUACGGCCUUGACGAAUCCUCCGCCGCCUCCGCCGCCUCCGCCGCCUCCGCCGCGGCUAACGAUCGGCUCCCGCCCCGCCGCGAGAUUCACGGGACAGGUCGUAUCUUGGACAUCACUCACAGGGUGCAUAAGGAUUUGCCGUCAUGGGAUUCCGAAGACGGCCUCGGCGGCUACGUGUGGCUCGCUAAGAGCAUGAAGAACGGAUCGCUGGCUAACAACUCGGAGAUGAAGCUCGGGACUCACACGGGCACGCACGUGGACGCGCCGGGGCACGUAUACGACCACUACUUUGAUUCCGGGUUCGAUGUUGACACGCUUGACCUUGAAGUCCUCAACGGUCCUGCAUUACUUGUUGAUGUUCCAAGAGACAAAAAUAUUACGGCCGAAGUAAUGGAGUCCUUAAACAUUCCCAAGGGAGUAAAAAGAGUACUUUUCAGAACACUUAAUACAGACAGGGGCCUUAUGUAUAAAACUGCAUUUGACACAAGAAUCGACUACUUGUCUGUUGCUGCUUAUGAUGAUUUAAUCCCUUCUCAUCUUGAAAUUAUCCUAGUUGAGGGACUCAAACUCGACAAAAUUCCAGUUGGACUAUAUAACUUGCAUUGCCUGCCUUUGAGAUUGGUGCCGAGGGAUCCCCCAUCAGAUGCAUCCUCAUCAAGUGGCACUCGGAUUUUUAAAAAUGAACAUCACGCAGCUUCAAGACCUAUUUCCGAUUGCAUGAUAUAUUCUCCC